Engraulis encrasicolus (European anchovy) is the source of this 2309-nucleotide messenger RNA. RefSeq names its product bone morphogenetic protein 15 (gene bmp15). Bases 85 to 1395 code for a protein of 436 amino acids. Gene Ontology annotation, molecular function: cytokine activity; growth factor activity. Lineage: Eukaryota; Metazoa; Chordata; Actinopteri; Clupeiformes; Engraulidae. Gene Ontology annotation, cellular component: extracellular region. The record is from RefSeq and is a predicted model, not a curated record. The transcript has 2 exons.
UGCUAGGUGUGCAACAAGGGAUAGCUCGGCCUUCGAGUUUUAUACCAUGGUAGUCCUCUUGGUUGAAGUGAUUCACGCCAGAGGAUGACCAUGAAGGCCAAGUUUGUCCUUACACAAUUUGGUAUAAUCUCGUGUUUAUUCCUGCUUUUCUCAACGUUCCCCCGCGUAUCUGGUAAAAUGAGCACAGUGUUUCUCACGGAAGAAUCUCCCCGGGGUUAUUCCUCCAAACAGACUGCUCCACAUCAUUCACCGUUUACGGACACAAGAGAUGAAGACCAAUACCUUCAGUUCAUGCUAGAAAUGUACAGGAAAGCUGCGGAUACAAACGGAAGGCCUAAAGGCCACAAAGUUUUCGGGUCGAACACCGCGCGGCUUUUACGCGCGACAGAACACAAACGCAGACUUGUCUCAUCAACAGAUGUGCACUUCACACUGCGCUACGAGCUGGACAGCCUUCUGCUGGAGCGGCUGGUGCGAGCCUCCCUGGUCCACAUGAAGCUCCCCGUGGGACAACUCCAGCCGCUCAGCUGCAGAGCCAAGGUGUGGCACCUGGGCCCAGCUGGCCAGACCAUGCCAUCCCAAGACAAAGUGGUCCUCGCACCUCAGAAGCUGUGGCUGGAGAGGGACGUCACACGGCAGGUGUCCCGGUGGAAAGAAGGAGGCCCCUUGUCCCUGUCUGCCCAGUACCGCUGCCAUCCACUCAGGAGGGUGGGUGGCACGCGUGGCUCGAAGUGGGACUAUCAGCCCCCUCAGGUUUACCUGAUGGCCCCGGCUCUUCUGCUCUUCCUGGAGGAAGACCAAGAUCAGCGUCGGAUGAGCAAGUGGCCGUUCGGCGGCCCUACGUCACACGGCGCCCUUGGGAAGCGCCCCACAGAAAGUACGUCGCUCAGUGGGGAUCUACUGCCGCCACCUCACGGUUCAUUGGAGGAGUACUCUGUGGAGGAGGGGUUGUUUGGCGCCCCACCUGCACCACACGUCCCACCUGCAACACACGCUCAUUCCCGACGUCGCCGCUCGCAGAUGCCCGGCAGCAUUGUGUCGGACAUCCUCAACUUCAAGGGGGGCAAGAAUGGUGCCCCAAAGAACCAGUGCAAGCGCCAUUCCUACCAGGUGUCCUUCCGUGACCUGGGCUGGGACAACAUGAUCAUCUUCCCGGAGAAGUACAACCCGCACUACUGCAUGGGCGACUGCCCGCGUGUCCUGCGCUACGGCCUCAACUCGCCCAACCACGCCAUCGUGCAGACCUUCAUCAGCGAGCUGGGCGUGGCGGACAUCCCGCCGCCCUCCUGCGUGCCCUACAAAUACAAGCCCAUCAGCGUGGUGAUGAUGGAGAAGAACGACAUUGUUUACAAAGAGUUUGAGGACAUGAUUGCAGAGUCUUGCACCUGCCGAUAGAGGCUCUAUAUAGGAGGAGAUGUUAUGAGGAGAUGAUGCGAUGUCAAAAGGAGAUACUGGGAUGUUAUCGGCACCUCCCUAUGGACAUCAGCACCUGGCCUUGUGUGUCUGUUGGAGAACAUAAAGAAUGUCUUUCUCUUGGGUGCUGUGAGUGAGUCCGUGGCGUGUUUUCACACAUUUGAACCACCAACUUCUUUUUUUUGUACCAAAUGUAUGUACACAGAUGGUGGUUCAGAGUCUGGAGUUGUCUGUGCUUGUCUGUGUUUUGUCUGAGUGUACGUCUGUUUACUUGUGCAAUGUGUUUCUGAAUGUGUUUUUUUACAUGUGUAUAAUGGUUAUUGACGACAUUGACUAUCAGUAUGUAGGAGGAAGCAGGGUAGCAUGACUUGUGUGUCAUCUCUGAAAUCCCACUUGGCAAUAUGUAUAUAAUUCAAUAGAUUUUGCACGUACAACAACAUAGGAUUUCUUCCAAUAGAAUAUGUUGACAUUCUUUAAAAUGUUGUAAUUUAAAAAAGAGAGCGUGAGAGAGAGAGAGAGCGAGAAAGAGACAGAAAAAAAUGGCAAAUACUUUUUAGAGCUGUAUGCCCAAUGUUCCCGCAACUGUGUGCCCAAUGUAGAGGCAUAUAGUUCUGCUGGAGUGUUGGGCAAGCAAACUCAAACUCCUGUGACCAUCUGUGUCAUAGAUGGCUUGGUCCACUUCCUUUCCUUUUCUCUGCUCCUGGUAAGUUACCUUAGACCAGAGAAAUGUUGUGAGAAGUGGAGCAGAGAGAGUAAACUGACUUGGGAUGAACUGUUAAAGAAUUAUGUGUUUAAUGAGAUGUGAAAAAAGAAAUAACUGAAGCCUUGACAGUUCUUUUAUUAACAUUAAUGGGUAAAAAAAAAAACAAUGAAAUAAAAUGCAUAUUUUGUAUGAA